This is a messenger RNA of Cercocebus atys (sooty mangabey), 1953 nucleotides long. RefSeq names its product WD repeat containing, antisense to TP53 (gene WRAP53). The transcript has 11 exons. NCBI's taxonomy places the organism in Eukaryota, Metazoa, Chordata, Mammalia, Primates, Cercopithecidae. Bases 288 to 1937 code for a protein of 549 amino acids. The record is from RefSeq and is a predicted model, not a curated record. Gene Ontology annotation, cellular component: Cajal body. Gene Ontology annotation, biological process: Cajal body organization. Gene Ontology annotation, molecular function: protein binding; RNA binding.
CGUUUAGACUACAACUCCCAGCAGCCACGAGAAGCCCUAGGGCUUGAUGGGAACGGGAAACCUUAUAACCUUUCACGUCCCGGCUCCGCGGGUUCCGUGGGUCGCCCGCGAAAUCUGAUCCGGGAUGCAGCGGCCCAAUCGGAAGGUGGGCCCAAAUCCCGCGACAGCAAGAGGCUCGUAGCGACCUGCGGUGCUAAGAAACGCAGUGCUUUCAAAAUUGGCGUCCGCUGUUCGCCUCGCCUCCCGGGAGUCUUCUACCUCCUCCCAGAAGAGGAAGGAAGCACAGUAUGAAAACUUUGGAGACUCAACCGUUAGCUCCGGACUGCUGUCCCUCAGACCAGGAUCCAGCUCCGGCCCAUCCUUCUCCCCACGCUUCUCCGAUGGAUAAAAAUGCGGACCCUGAACUGAUGCCACCGCCUCUCGAAAGGGAGGAUCCGCCCCGGUUGUCCCCAGAUCCUGUGACUGGCUCAGCUGUGUCCCAGGAGCUAGGGAAGGGGGACCCAGUUUCUCUCUCCACUCCCCUGGAAACAGAGUUUGGUGCUCCUAGUGAGUUGAGUCCUCAAAUCGAGGAGCAAGAACUUUCUGAAAAUACGAGACUUCCUGCAGAAGAAGCAAACGGGAGCCUUUCUGAAGAAGAAGCGAACAGGCCAGAGUUGGGGUCUGAAGAAGCCAUGGAAGAUGCCUCUGGGGAACCCGCUGCAGAGGACGAGGGAGACACUGCUUGGAACUACAGCUUCUCCCAGCUGCCUCGAUUUCUCAGUGGUUCCUGGUCAGAGUUUAGCACCCAGCCUGAGAACUUCUUGAAAGGCUGUAAGUGGGCUCCUGACGGUUCCUGCAUCUUGACCAAUAGUGCUGAUAACAUCUUGCGAAUUUAUAACCUGCCCCCAGAGCUGUACCACGAGGGGGAGCAGGUGGAAUAUGCAGAAAUGGUCCCUGUCCUUCGAAUGGUGGAAGGUGAUACCAUCUAUGAUUACUGCUGGUAUUCUCUGAUGUCCUCAGCCCAGCCAGACACCUCCUACGUGGCCAGCAGCAGCCGGGAGAACCCGAUUCAUAUCUGGGAUGCAUUCACUGGAGAGCUCCGGGCUUCCUUUCGCGCCUACAACCACCUGGAUGAGCUGACGGCAGCCCAUUCACUCUGCUUCUCCCCGGAUGGCUCCCAGCUCUUCUGUGGCUUCAACCGGACUGUACGUGUUUUCUCCACGGCCCGGCCCGGCCGAGACUGCGAGGUCCGAGCCACGUUUGCAAAAAAGCAGGGCCAGAGCGGCAUCAUCUCCUGUAUAGCCUUCAGCCCAGCCCAGCCCCUCUAUGCCUGUGGCUCCUACGGCCGCUCCCUGGGUCUGUAUGCCUGGGGUGAUGGUUCCCCUCUUGCCUUGCUGGGAGGGCACCAAGGGGGCAUCACCCACCUCUGCUUUCAUCCCGAUGGCAACCGCUUCUUCUCAGGAGCCCGCAAGGAUGCUGAGCUCCUGUGCUGGGAUCUCCGGCAGCCUGGUUACCCACUAUGGUCCCUGGGUCGAGAGGUGACCACCAAUCAGCGCAUCUACUUCGAUCUGGACCCGACCGGGCAGUUUCUAGUGAGUGGCAGCACGAGCGGGGCCGUCUCUGUGUGGGACACGGGCGGGCCUGGCAAUGAUGGGAAGCCGGAGUCCGUGUUGAGUUUUCUGCCCCAGAAGGACUGCACCAAUGGCGUGAGCCUGCACCCUAGCCUGCCUCUCCUGGCCACUGCCUCCGGUCAGCGUGUGUUUCCCGAGCCCACAGAGAGUGGGGACGAAGGAGAGGAGGAGUUGGGCCUUCCCCUGCUCUCCACACGCCAUGUCCACCUUGAAUGUCGGCUUCAGCUCUGGUGGUGUGGGGGGGGCCCAGACUCCAGCAUCCCUGAUGAUCACCAGGGCGAGAAAGGGCAGGGAGGAACGGAGGGAGGUGUGGGUGAGCUUAUAUAAAAAGGUUUUUAUGAUA